AUGCACAUUCGUUUCAUUGUUUCGUUCCUUGCUCUUUUGAGUAUUGUGGCUCUAUACGUACUGGCUGAUCAGCAAAUACAAAAUACCGAGCCUAAUCUUCAAGCCGAAGUCCACCCAUUGGAUAUGGAUCCUCAAGUCAAAAACUGGAUGAAGGAUGAUGAUGAUGACCAUCAUGGUCAUGCCAAUGAACAACCUAAUGGCGGUAACUAUACUGACUGUGACACUCAUAAUAUGACACAACCUGAUGGUAAUCAAUCUAGUGGCAAUCAUACUCAAGGUGAUAAUCAACACAACCCUCAUCAUAAUGGAAAUCAGACGCAUAAUGAACCGUGUCAACAAGGAGAUAAUAAUAAAAAAACGACAGGAUUAUUACCUUCUGCAAGUCCAUCUGAUGGUUCUUCAGUUAUUCCUAGUGGUAGCGUACCUAUUGGGAAGCCGACAUCACAGCCUAUUUCUAGAUCUAACAAUGGCAAUGAGACUGGUAUUAAUAAGCCUACUGCUGUCUACCCACCAUCUGCUUCAUCCACUAUUACCAUCACUGCUACUCAAGUCAUCACUCAACCAUCAUCCUCUUUAAGUCCAAGAUUACCUUCUGCUUCCUCUUCUUUACAAGGAAGUAGUAGUGGUGAUGCCCAAUUAGGACCUACGAAUGAUGCAACGUCCAAUCAUUCUUAUCGAUACAUGUCCAUGGAAAAGUCCUUUGCUAGUUUACUUCGUCACUCCAAAUUAGCAACUUAUGAUCGUCGACUCAACCAAGUCUAUGCCACACCAAAACAUAGAAAACAACGAGGGGAUUGGGGUUUGAAACGCAACUUACCAUCUGUCAUCCGGACACCUUUUGUAACUAUUGGACAAUUAGAUACUGUAGAACACCAAACACCAUGGGACUCAGGAUAUAGUCAAGUGGCUUUUAUACAACGAUGGAAAGAAAACUUUAUGGGAAUUGCUACAUCUCGUCGUACACGUCCUCGUUAUGAUAUCCUACAACAAUCGAAUAAUAAUAAUAAUAAUAAUGGACAAGAAUACCACAAUCUCGCCUCCAUGUCACGUCAACAAUUCGACCAUUUUCUCAAACAUACCAUUACUCCUGAAACCAUUGAUGCUUUACAACAAGCCUUGAAAACCAAUCAAAUUACACGCGAUCAAGUCUAUGACUAUUUAAACGUUUCAUUCCGCCCUGAACCGUUUUCUGUCGUUGGUCCUUUAUACAGCACUGAUCAUUCUCCAUUAUCCGAUCAAGACACUAUUGUAGAGGGUCGUAUUCUGAAUACUGAAAAAGGUGGUUAUGCUGUUGGUAUUAGUGGCGUGGUUGCCUUCCUUCCCAAACGGUAUGCCAUAGGAAUCAAAAAACCCGGUGAUCGUCUUCUUGUACGCAAAUUCUAUGUACGUCAUGCCUAUAUCGAUGAUCAGGGAAAACCUCAAGUCACUGUGUCAUUACAACCUAGAUCUAAUUUAUUGGGUACUACAUCACCAGCAUCUUCAUCAUCUCUAUCGUCACCAUCAUCAUCGUCUACUUUAUCGUCACCCACAUCUUCUUUACCUUCACCAUCUGCGAUGGCAUCUCAUUACAACAAGCACACCAAAAAAUCACCAUCAUUUAGACAUUGGUCAACUGUCACCUUGGAUGAUCUCUUUGCAACUACACCUCCCAAUAACAUGGAUGAAUUACAACUCUUCUUGCUUGACCAAGAUACAACUGGGCGAUCAAAACGAAGACAUAUGCUAGCUCAUCAUCAAAAGACUGCCACUCCUAUUGAUCCUAUUAGUACCUUCUUAAAUGACAACAACAAUACCGUAUCAUCACCAUCAUCAUCGUCAUCCUCCUCCUCCUCAACAUCAACAGACCAACGUCAAGACAAUAAAUAUCACCAUAAAUCAAAGGAAGAACUAAUAGAAGAUCACUCGGUGCUAAUGAAUCGAAUCAUUGCCUUACUGAAGAAUGGAUCAUCGAAGAAGAAGACUUAGCUUUUUUUUUUUUUUGUUGUGUGU
Messenger RNA from Halteromyces radiatus, 1989 nucleotides. RefSeq lists its product as uncharacterized. NCBI's taxonomy places the organism in Eukaryota, Fungi, Mucoromycota, Mucoromycetes, Mucorales, Cunninghamellaceae. The transcript has 3 exons. Bases 1 to 1965 code for a protein of 654 amino acids. The record is from RefSeq and is a predicted model, not a curated record.